AUGCUAACAGAACAUUGUAUUUCGUCGUUUCGUGCUAUGAGCUACAAUAUACGAUUAGACUUGGUUCAGGACGGCCAAAAUCAAUGGAAUCUCCGUAAAGAUCGUCUAACCAGUCUUAUUCGUUAUCAUAAACCUGAUAUUUUCGGUGUCCAAGAAGCUUUGCCUCAUCAAGUGGUAAACUUAAAGAUGGCAUUGCCUGCCUUUGAUUGGUAUGGUGUAGGUCGUGACGACGGCAAAAAUAGAGGCGAGUUUUCUGCCGUCUUUUAUCGCUCUGAUCGUUUCGAAAUACUUGAUAACGGUUCAUUUUGGCUUUCGGAAACACCAGACAUUGCUGGAAUUGCUAAUGUUAAAUCAGUUGUAUCAAAAUUAAUACAACUCAUUCUAGCACCAAUGAAGUCAGCAUUGUGUAAGUUAGCUUUAACAAAGCGAGCUAUCAUUAUUCUUGCUUCAGUGAAUAUCACAUUUGAACAUUUACUUUUUGUAUAA
This is a messenger RNA of Rotaria sp. Silwood2, 486 nucleotides long. Lineage: Eukaryota; Metazoa; Rotifera; Eurotatoria; Philodinida; Philodinidae. The record is from the annotation of a GenBank genome assembly.